CUGGAUUCUCUAUUUAAAUAUUGCUUAGUUUUUAAAAGGAAACUUAUGAGAGCACCUUUCUAUAUGUCUACUGCAUUUGAACAUAACAGAUCCAUUCAAGAGUAUCCUCGAUCUUCCAUUUUUCAGCGUCAUCGCCGCAUACGGAAUCGUAAUGAAAGAUCUAAUCAAUGGUUUCAAGUAAACAGAAAUGAUGAAUUACAGCAUGGUGAUACGGAUGAAAAUUCUUUAAAUUUUGAUAAUAGUGCUGAUCAUUUCCCUAUACGUUUAUCUGCAUUGCGUGCAAUAGUGGUGGAUAGUAAUGGAUUUAGCAAUAAUGGAAUUAAUACUUUUGAUCAUUAUUAUAUGAGAAACGCAUUACGAUCACUUGAUUAUGAUUAUAUUAGUUCAGCAUUUGAACGUUAUUCUGGUCGUCGUAGGAACUAUUUUUCAGGAGGUGUUAUUUCUUUUGAUCGUGAAGGAUCUUCGCAUUAUUUAGAAGAAGUAUUGAAUUUUUUGGAGAAUACUCUUAUUUCUUCUUUGACAAGGAAUCAAUUAAAUUUUCAUAAUAUUUCAUCUACUGAUGAUUGCACAAAAAUUGAAUAUACAAGUUGGCUUAAAUCAGGCUCUAUUUUUCAAGGUAUUCAAAUUCUCCCUGGUCAGCCUUCCAUUUUUUUAUCUGAAUCAUCCCACAUUAGAGAUGAAAGAAAAAUUAAAGUUAUAAUUCAGGAUAUUAACUUUUCUAAAAUGUCCGUUUCGGGACAAAUAGAAAUGUUUGAUACAUCUGAUAUUGAUUUUAAUAGAAGUAGUAUUAUUAUAUGGUGGGAUGGUGAAAUAGUUGAUUUCGUCAGUUAUUAUAAUUUGUUAGCAGUUAAAAGAGAUAUUGCUUGGAAGACAGAUGCUGCCUAUUGGCGUAAGUUGGAGCCAUUUAAAGGGAUGGAUGAUUAUGAAUUCUUUAAUUUGCUUUUUGCAAAAGAUAAAAUUAUCGAUAUUUGUAGCAAAUAUAUAUUUAUGCGCUGGAAAGAAUCUGAAUUUAUUGGGCCUUCCAUGUUUGAAAGUGAUUUUGCAACAUCUGGUUCAUAUUUUUGUUGUCUUCGGCGUAAUGAUGGUUUUAUUGAAGGAUAUUAUUUUGAUUCUUCUUUAUCUUGUCAAUAUAUCAGUUUAUAUCCUAAAAUGAAUGAUGGUGUGUUUAAAUUUAGAUAAAUAGAUUUAGUUUCAAUAAAAAUAUGAUAGCACGUCUUAUUUUUAU
This is a messenger RNA of Pneumocystis carinii B80, 1225 nucleotides long. RefSeq lists its product as hypothetical. Gene Ontology annotation, biological process: negative regulation of gluconeogenesis; protein targeting to vacuole; proteasome-mediated ubiquitin-dependent protein catabolic process. NCBI's taxonomy places the organism in Eukaryota, Fungi, Ascomycota, Pneumocystomycetes, Pneumocystales, Pneumocystaceae. Gene Ontology annotation, cellular component: extrinsic component of membrane; GID complex. Bases 46 to 1179 code for a protein of 377 amino acids. The record is from RefSeq and is a predicted model, not a curated record. The transcript is spliced from 5 exons.